Molecule: messenger RNA, 4175 nt
Organism: Rattus norvegicus (Norway rat)
Lineage: Eukaryota; Metazoa; Chordata; Mammalia; Rodentia; Muridae
Gene: Cadm3
Product: cell adhesion molecule 3
Exons: 10
Coding region: 155-1447 (430 amino acids)
Biological process (GO): cell-cell adhesion
Cellular component (GO): synapse; anchoring junction; plasma membrane
Source: RefSeq, marked validated
GGCUCCCUCCCGGUACCCGCCUCGGCCCCGGGCUUGGAAGCCGCUCCGGGGGCGCCCCUUUGGACAGCGACGCCGGCUACCCAGAGCCCCCGGCCCCAGUCCCCGGAGAUCCAGGCUCGCCAGCGCCCAGCCAGGGAGGUGGCCAGGAAGCGCGAUGGGGGCCCCUUCCGCCCUGCCCCUGCUCCUGCUCCUCGCCUGCUCCUGGGCGCCCGGCGGGGCCAAUCUUUCCCAGGACGGCUACUGGCAGGAGCAGGAUUUGGAGCUGGGAACUCCGGCUCCACUGGAGGAGGCCCUCAGCUCCACAGUCUGGAGCAACCCUGACCUGCUGGCCAGUCAAGAUAGCCAGCCCUGGACGUCUGAUGAAACAGUGGUGGCUGGUGGCACAGUAGUGCUCAAGUGCCAAGUGAAAGACCAUGAAGACUCAUCUCUGCAGUGGUCUAACCCUGCCCAGCAGACUCUAUACUUUGGGGAGAAAAGAGCCCUUCGAGAUAAUCGGAUUCAGCUGGUUAGCUCCACCCCGCAUGAGCUCAGCAUCAGCAUCAGCAACGUGGCACUGGCCGACGAGGGCGAGUACACAUGCUCCAUCUUCACUAUGCCUGUGCGGACCGCCAAGUCCCUCGUCACUGUGCUCGGAAUCCCACAGAAACCCAUAAUCACUGGUUAUAAGUCAUCGUUGCGGGAAAAGGAGACAGCCACUCUAAAUUGUCAGUCUUCUGGGAGCAAACCUGCAGCCCAGCUCGCCUGGAGAAAAGGUGACCAAGAACUCCACGGGGACCAGACGCGAAUCCAGGAAGAUCCCAAUGGGAAAACCUUCACUGUGAGCAGCUCGGUGUCAUUCCAGGUUACCCGGGAUGAUGAUGGAGCAAACGUCGUGUGCUCUGUGAACCAUGAAUCUCUGAAGGGAGCUGACAGAUCCACCUCUCAGCGCAUUGAAGUGUUAUACACACCAACAGCCAUGAUUAGGCCAGAACCUGCUCAUCCUCGUGAAGGCCAGAAGCUGUUGUUACAUUGUGAGGGGCGUGGCAAUCCAGUCCCUCAGCAGUACGUGUGGGUAAAAGAAGGCAGCGAGCCACCCCUCAAGAUGACCCAAGAGAGUGCACUCAUCUUCCCAUUUUUGAACAAAAGUGACAGUGGCACCUAUGGCUGUACAGCCACGAGCAACAUGGGCAGCUAUACAGCCUACUUCACUCUCAAUGUCAACGACCCUAGUCCAGUGCCCUCAUCCUCCAGUACUUACCACGCCAUCAUUGGAGGGAUCGUGGCUUUCAUCGUCUUCCUGCUGCUCAUUCUGCUCAUUUUCCUUGGACACUAUUUGAUCCGGCACAAAGGAACGUACCUGACACACGAAGCGAAGGGCUCCGACGACGCCCCAGAUGCAGAUACGGCCAUCAUCAACGCAGAAGGCGGGCAGUCAGGCGGGGAUGACAAGAAGGAAUAUUUCAUCUAGGGGCACCCACACACCUCCUGCGCCCCCCAGGAGCCCCAUGGGGACUGCUGGGCUGUCACCAACCUGGACUUGUACAGAGCGACCCCAGGGCCGCCCCUCCCGCUUGCUCCCCAGUCCACCCAGCCCCCUGUACAGAAUGUCUGCUUUGGGUGCGGUUUUGUACUCGGUUUGGAAUGGGGGGGAGGAGGGCGGGGGGAGAGGGGUGGGUCGCCCUCAGCCCCUUUUGUGGCUUCUCUGCGUUUGGGUUAUUAUUAUUUUUGUAACAAUCCCAAAUCAAAUCUGUCUCCAAGGCUGGAGAGGCAGGGGCCAUGGGGGUAAGGUGAGCAAUGAACCUGCAAUGUUCAGAGGAGGAAGUUGGAGGGAUUAGAAACGAAUGAGGAGCGGGGGCUGGUUUGCUGGUGGGGGCUUAACACAGCCCUCCUUCCAUUUUUACAGCAGAUGUGUUCGCCAAGGAACCUGGGAAUGGAAGUAGGGGCCUAGUAGUGUCUCAUCUCCUACCAGCCCUGCACUACAGACAGGGAGACAGGUGUCAUACUGACACCUCUCUUCCACUACAUGAGAAAGAAACAAAGAGAGUGUUCGAGAUAUGAUCUGGAGAUAGCAUGCAGCCACACAGGGAUCCAGGGCUUCAACAUGUUCCUCCCAGAGAGAGUAGAUAUCCGGAGAGGGUGGCGAAAACAGCCCUGAUCACCCAUUGCCCCCCACAUGAAUGAAGCUAGGCUCCUUUAAGAGAAUCUGCCCUUGGGGGACAAUAGAGUUCAGCUUUCUCUCCCAGCUCCAGCAGCUGUGGAGAAGGGAGCUGUGGACCUGUACAACGUCUGCUGCCCCCACCUCAGAGGGGCCCCUCACUCUUACCCAAGCCCCUGGACUGUUGCACGGCAACCGCUCCUCUUAUGGCAUUGCUCAGCAACUACUCCUCCACCCUGUGUCACCCUGUGCCCUCUCCUGUUCCCUGUGCCAGCCCUCGGUCCCUCCUCCCUCAGCAGCCAGGCAGACAUGACAACAAAAUUACUAAAAGGAGCUUCACUGCAGUGAGCUGUUUCCUGCCCAAACCGAGGGAAUAAUGUGAACUCUGUACAGGUGUGUGUGUAUGUGUAUGUGUUUGUGUGUGUAAGUGUGUGUAAGUAUGCAUGGAUGUGUGUACAUGUGUGUUUGUGUGAACAAGAAGAAAAGGGAUUGAGAAGAAGGACCAGAGGUCUUGGGUGGGUGGACAGGGCAUGGGACAUGAGAGGCGGAUUUUGGGAGUGGAUGGUUUCUAGUCAGGGUUUGUGACAGUAGGGAUCUGCUCCAUCCAAGUCAUUUCCAGACCACUCUCAAUGCCUGUCUGAGAGAGAGGAGUCCCAGGAUGUGGUUUACCGGGCUGUGCAUUUUGUCCCUCUCUGAAACACCAUGCAUCCGCCACAUUUCCCUGGACCUCCCAUCUCUGAGCCAUGGGGCCGGGGCCAGGGCCACAGCCUCUGCUAUGCACCCUUCUCCCUGGCACUGACCCUGGGUUUCCAUCUUCAGUACCCAGUGACUAGAGGACUGGGUACCCACAUCAGCUUUUGGUUUACCGUCUUCCUUCUUAUGGCCAAGCUGGUUACUGUGGAGAGGAGUUUGGUCACCUUCUCCAUCCUGGCUGGCCUGUCCCUUAGACCCAGGAUGCUCUUGGCAUCAUGCUCCCCCUCCUCCGGCAUGUCCUCCCUGCUCUGACAACAGGUGUGCAAAAUGGGGCAGCUGCAAUCCAGCAGGUCUGCCCACUCCUUCAGUUCAGGUAAUACCUUCGUGAAUCUUCCAGCCCCUGGUUAGGAACCUGGGCACCCCAGGUAGCCCCUCGCUUAAGCCAGGGCUUCUCCUCUUAUAGCAGCAAGGGAGCCCUGGGUCCCAGGGCUGGGCUCCUAUCUGGGCUCCUUGUCUCCCAGCACCCGCUUUUUGGGAAAACGACUUUUCCUCUUCGAGCUGAACCACUCUGUCCAUAUUACACAGAAGCCAUAUUUGUACCAGGCGGGUGGGCGGGGGGAGAGGGGCUGUCGUGCAGUGUGUGUCUGUCUGGGGGUGGGGGUGGGAGAAGGGAGCAGGGAGGGGAUCGUGUAUCUUUAUAAUCUUUCUAACUCUCCUGUGCUAAUCUCAGAGGGACCACCCUCAAUAUAUCUGGAUUAUCCCAUGUGGUCAGGCUGCCUCUUUUUGCUACUCUCACUGCUGGCUGGGCUGCAUGUAAAUAAGGGCUGACCUCAUGUCCCCGGCACCUGGCACUCAAAGGGUCCUCGCCAUGCCACUCUGUGGGGCAUCUGUAUGUGGAAUCAAGGGACAGAGUAUCUGAGUAAUUUGCUUCCCAGAGAAUAUUUACAUUUAAAGCAUGUCAUCUGACUGCUACCCUGUUACCCUCUGACCAGCCAUGCUGGCCACCACCGUGAUGGAGGUGAAGACCUGAGCAAAGCCCUCCAGGAAGGAGAGCAUCACCAGUUUUUGCCAAACUCUCUUUUUAGCUCCCUCCCGAUGCACCUGAAAUUAGACCUGGGUACUGAUCCUUCUACACGUCAAUCUGAGAGGGUUAAUGGGAAUCCACCUACCGAACAUGUAUCCUGCAUUUCUCCUGGCCAGAGAAAUACCAUUUCUACCUCCCUCCAGAAACUUUACCUAUUGCCAAGUCAAGGAAGCAUUCUCACAGUCUGUGUGUCUCACAACAGAAUAUGAAUAGAGAUUACCCAGUGGGCUAGAGUCUCACAUUAAAGUAUGCUGUCCCAUGGUC